Acromyrmex echinatior (Panamanian leafcutter ant) is the source of this 780-nucleotide messenger RNA. RefSeq lists its product as uncharacterized. The record is from RefSeq and is a predicted model, not a curated record. Lineage: Eukaryota; Metazoa; Arthropoda; Insecta; Hymenoptera; Formicidae.
AUGGACGCCCUAGGCUUGAUUAGGAGUAUCACCGAAGAUUUUAGGAAAGUGAAUAGAAAAUUAGGCAGGCGGCUGAGGAGGGAUGAAAAUCCUGAUGACGAUGUGUCAUUUGUGCAGCAGCAGCAGCAGCAAUGUCCUGGCAACACCGUAAGGCAUUCUUCAGGAUAUUCCCAAAAGGUCCUACCGGAUUACGAAUCCUGGCAGUUGAUUAUUAAACGCAUCAACAUACCACCUACUGUAAAACUUAAUGAUACCGAUUACAUUAUCCUUGAUUGUGACUACGACCUAGAAAAUACAUCUAGCACGGGUCUCGUCGUCAAAUGGUUUUUUAAUACCAAUCAAGUGAUCUACCAAUGGAUUUACGGCAGGUAUCCUUUGGCGGACGAGCCUGCUGCAAAGUACAUCGAUCUAACGUAUAAAGCCAGCAAUGAUCCAUACACUGAAUACCGAGCCAUAAAAUUGAAUAAACCAGGUGUUGAUCUUACCGGCGUAUAUACAUGUGUUAUAUCUACCUAUGCAGAUGAACGAACAGCAAAUGCAUCAAUGAUAGUAUAUUCUACAGAAGAUAAGUUCGAACUCGUGUAUAGGAAAAAGAUUAUAAACAAUAAAGAUGGAGUCGAAAUAACGUGUAUCGCUGAAGGACUUUAUCCUCAACCGGCUUUAAACAUUUCUGUCGAAUACCGACACAACGAGCGACAAAAUAUAAGAAUAAUGGAAAAAGAAGUGACGGAAUCUCUAAGAAAAUAGAAAGGUAGAGAGAACAUUAGGUGGGGGACAAUA